Molecule: messenger RNA, 1486 nt
Organism: Lactuca sativa (garden lettuce)
Lineage: Eukaryota; Viridiplantae; Streptophyta; Magnoliopsida; Asterales; Asteraceae
Product: 1-aminocyclopropane-1-carboxylate oxidase homolog 1
Source: RefSeq, a predicted model, not a curated record
AAAAAGCUCGACUUUAUAUUGAUAAGAAAAAUGAUAUACCAAAACAAAAAUAUCAAACUUUGAAUAGUGAACAGAGUGGUUACAAAAACAGAAACGUAACUCAUAUUAUCAUACACGCAUAUCUCAAUCUCAUAUCCAAAUCAGCAUGAAGCUAUCAUCGCAUCAGAAUUAUGAUCGGAAAUCCGAGCUCACGGCGUUCGACGAAACCAAAUCCGGCGUCAAAGGACUUGUGGACGCUGAAAUCACCACCGUUCCCCGUAUAUUCAUCGUACCUUCAUCUGAAAAGCCAAACUCCGGCGAACCACCGUCUCCGGAGCUAAAUCUCCCGAUCAUCGAUCUGUACGGAAUCAACGAAGAUCCAAUCCGGCGAAAGGAGGUGAUCGAGCAAGUGAAGAAUGCGUUGGGGAGUUGGGGGUUUUUCCAGAUGGUGAAUCAUGGAAUUCCUGAUAGAAUGUUGGAGGAGAUAAAAAAAGGGGUUUUAGGGUUUUUUGAACAGGAUAAUGAGGUGAAGAAGGAGUGGUACAGCAGAGGGGAUCGCAGUGGGAAGCUUAAACUUGUGUACAACAGCAAUUUCGACUUGUACUCUGCACCGGUGGCGAAUUGGAGAGACACUUUUUAUUGCCCCAUGGCUCCAGAUCCUCCUCAACCACAUGAGCUGCCUUCUGCUUGCAGAGAUAUUUUGAUGGAGUACUCAAAAGAAGUAAUGAAACUUGGAAUUAAUUUAUUCAAAUUAAUAUCCGAGGCUCUUCAGCUCAACCCAGAUCACCUCAUCAAACUGGGUUGCGCUGAAGGACUUGCAGUCCUCGGACACUACUACCCUCCAUGUCCACAACCCGAGUUAGCAAUCGGCACCAACACACAUACCGACAAUACCUUCAUCACAAUUCUUCUACAAGAUGAAAUCGGCGGCCUUCAACUCCUUCAUCAAAACCAUUGGAUCAAUAUUCCGCCUAAUCCUAAAGCUCUUGUAGCAAACGUUGGGGAUUUAUUACAGUUAAUUUCAAACGAUAAGGUUUUUAGUGCACAACAUAGAGUUUUGGCAAAUAAGAUCGGUCCAAGAGUGUCUGUAGCAUCGUUCUUUACGACUGGAGACCUUCAGACAUCGAUGGUGUGUGAGCCGAUUAAAGAGUUGAUAUCUGAAGAGAAUCCUGCAAAAUAUAGGAGUAUAACGGUGAAGGAAUAUCAUGAGCAUUUUAACACGAAGGGCCUCAAUGGGAUAUCUGCUCUUUUGCGUUUCAAGAUCUAGAUAUGUAUAGAAGAACUCAAAAUAUUGAAAUAUGGUAUUUGGCAGGGUCGGUCCUGAUGAAGUAAAUAUCCUCAAAGGCCCAGAACGAGCCAGAAAAAAAAAAGACUUUUAUCGUUAUUAUAAGUUUUCAUCUUUAAAUAAAAAUAUAUCUAUAAUAUGUAAUAAAAAAAUUGGGCCCUAGACUGUCCACUAAGUUGAGAUCUCAUUCGUAGAUUUUAUAAAAUUUCCUUUUAGACCUUA